This is a messenger RNA of Symbiodinium pilosum, 413 nucleotides long. The record is from the annotation of a GenBank genome assembly. Lineage: Eukaryota; Dinophyceae; Suessiales; Symbiodiniaceae.
GCUGUUGGACCUACCGUCGGUUGCUGACUUUGCACAAACUACCCUUAUUGACCUCUAUGGACCCGGCGCCCUGGUUGAUUUGGGCAUUGCUAGUGGGGACUACACUGUCUAUGCCUUUCGUCCGGCUGAUCUGCCGGGGGGCCUUUCUUUUCUUGUGCAUCGAUCAGGCGGACUACGAGUGGGGGUCACCGUCGACCGCACCAUGGAAACCUUCGGCCCUGAAUACAUCACCUCUCAGUCCCCUGGUCUUGCCGAGGCUGUUGGUAAUAUUGGCUUGGUUGCGGUGGAUGGGGUUUCAGUUGAGGACCGUCCUAGCAUUGAGCUUCCCACUGAUUCUUUCACCGCUGCCUUUCUUGUGACCAAUGCACAGCCUGAGGGUGAGCCCGAAGCUGAAGCCCCCUCAUCCAGCGGGA